Molecule: messenger RNA, 1597 nt
Organism: Adelges cooleyi (spruce gall adelgid)
Lineage: Eukaryota; Metazoa; Arthropoda; Insecta; Hemiptera; Adelgidae
Exons: 13
Coding region: 215-1558 (447 amino acids)
Molecular function (GO): calcium ion binding
Source: RefSeq, a predicted model, not a curated record
GUACAUUUGGGUCAAAUAACAAAUCUUUAAGUAUUUAAUAUGUAAAUGAAAUAAAACAAAAAACAACUACCGACCAAAAGUUUCCAUCUCUAUACUUAUGUCGGUUUUUAUCGAUCACAACCAUAUAUAAAAGACACCCCGAAUUGAAUCAAACACAACUGUUCAUCCGACUUUGGUAUCCAAGACUUACUUCUGGUUUGAAAAAAAAAGCAUUAUGCAUAUCAAAAGUGCUGUUAUCCUUUGUGCGCUGUACUUCGUAACCGUGACACAGAGUAUCGGACUCUCUAAAGGUCAACUCGAACAUAUAGUUAAGCUAUUCUGUGAGUACAAAAAAAGUAAUAACUUGAUUCCCAUGGAAGGUGUCACGGCACUGAUGGAAAAAAUGAGAGUGGAAAAUAAUUCAGAUUUUAAAUUAAACGAAGAUAAGACUAACGAUCAAAACGCACAAGAUUUUAUGGUAUUUUUGGCCACUAACGAAAAGGGAACUGACAGCUGGACGGACCAAAGUGUAACAUCUUUCGAAGUGUUAAUUUUAGUUAGUCUGUUCGAUAAACGCGACCGAAUGGGCACUCCAGAUGGUCUACUUAACUACGAAGAAGUAAUGGAAGUCGUCGACGCUUUAAUUCUAACAAGUGAAAUCAGAAAGUUUUUAGGAGGCGAAUUUCAUGAAGGUUAUGAAUAUAACGCUGUAGAAGUCGUGGACGGCUAUUUGACUGAAAAAACAGAUGGCAAAGGCUUAGACUAUAACCAGAUUAAGCAGCUGAACAUCAUUAAAGAUUUUAAAAAAGAUGGCGUACACAUUGAUGAUGUUGAAAUAACAACCUUUUACAAAAAAUUAUCUCUAGUGAAAGAUGAGUACAAAAGCCUUUUGGAUUUAAAGACCACUCGAACGGCUCCUUUGGCGUUGCAAGAGUUGAUGGUUAAUUCAUCAGAAUACUACUACAUACAGGAUGAAGUCUACUCAGAAGAAGACACCUCCGAAAUCGAUAACGAACUUGGAGGAAUUGCAGAUCAUCAUUGUCAUAAUAAGGACUGUCACACCCUUGAACAACACCGUCUUACUGAAGAAAGUGCAGAUCAUCAAUGUCAGAACAAGGACUGUCACACCCUUGAACAACACCGUCUUACUGAAGAAAGUGCAGAUCAUCAAUGUCAGAACAAGGACUGUCACACCCUUGAACAACACCGUCUUACUGCAGAGCACAACCAAGGGGCCGACAAAACAGCUGAUCUCAUAUAUACUACCUCUUCAGUAAGAGAAUUUAUACAGGAAUUCACUCUGCUCGACGCUGACAAAAACGGUGCACUCGGUGACCAUGAACUUAUAGACCUUGUUAAAAGGCUUUCCCUGAACCAAGACAUUGACGCUAUUACUAAAAGAUUCGAUACCGAUGCCAGCCGUCAAUUGGACGUAGUAGAGUUCUUCAUGGUGGCAGUAGAAAUAAAUCUAAUAAUAAUCGAUCCGGAUACGUUUGAUUAUAGCAAGUAUCAUGAAGAGAAUAAUGCGAAAAUUAAUAACUAUGUGAAUUAUAAGAAAUAUAUAGCUGAGCUCCAAUAAAUGUUUAAUGGUUCUUUUUCAAAGUGGUUUAUUUUUAUA